Molecule: messenger RNA, 2428 nt
Organism: Amoebophrya sp. A25
Lineage: Eukaryota; Dinophyceae; Syndiniales; Amoebophryaceae
Source: the annotation of a GenBank genome assembly
CUCACGCCUUUUCUUCAUUCAUCACGUGCAUGUCCACAGACUUGAAUCAGCCGAAUAUAGAUAAAAAACUUGUAAGGGAGGGCGUUGCAAAGCAGUGCUGUGUAUGAUGACAUAACAUAUCAGAGCACUUCAGUGCUUUUUUAACGAAUUGCUACAAAAUGAAUCACGAAGAAAUCAAGAAAAUGCUGACUUCGGGGGUCCCGAUGGCCCUGGAGCCGACAUACCUGACCGAGUUCCCGAACGUCGUCUUCUUUCCGAUCGAUCUUCCUCUUCUGGGCGAAAAAAUGCCCAAGCUUCUAGAUUACAAGGAGGCCUGUGUGAAUCAUCCCGAAUUCGGUCUAUCGAAGGAGGACGAUCUCAUCCCGGGACCGAAAUUGAAAACGCGUGUACUAGAUCUGAUGGAAUCGGCGUUGUGGGGGCAGACGACUCCGGGGCUGUGGUGUGUGUCUAUGCGGUAUCAUCAAAAAGCGAUGAAUCUGGAAAACAAGUGGGUUCGUAUGUCGAAAAUUGAGUACGGUCCGGAUUUCAUCAGUUUACCGGCGUUGAUCGACUGUGCUGUGCGUAGAGUUAAGAACGCCAAGAACCGGCAAUUCAGGUCUACUGUCCAAUACGAGGUCGCUACUGUGUUUGCGAUUACUCUGCUCGACCCGCUGGAGCAAAACGGGCACAGCUUUCGCUUGAGCGACGCUCAUACAUCCAAUCACGACGUACAGCCCGACAUCUUCGUCCAUCACGUGCAUGUCGGAAUUUUCGAUUCGCGUAUCCUCGGAGGUACUUGCACAAUGAUAGACUGUGUUGCUUUCAUAAAAUGGAUCAUCGCUUCAUCUCAUGAUAAUCCUGAUUGACGGGCUCACUGCCGACAGUUCAACUUUAUGAGGUCUUGUCAUUUUCUACAACGUACAACAUCACUUCCCCAAAGCCUUUCAGAAAUAGGCGGGUGAGGCUUGGAGCGCCGUUUCGUUCCCAGCGGCGUCGCGGUUGGUGGAUUGCGCGUUGUACGGAUGCCUGCCUUGUCUGUUCUCCGUGAGACCCGACCUACCACGCCCUGACCUACCACGCCCUGACCUACCAGGGCCUGACGUACCCAAGGUCUAGGCGAAGGGUGUGUCUUUCCAGGAAGCUGGGUCCGAUGAUGGUGCCUGGAAGGCACUCGUGUAGGCACCCCUGUAGGCACCCCUGUAGGCGAGGUCCGUUUUAAGAAGGGCUUUAAUGUAGGCACCCUUGUAGGCACCCUUGUAGGCACCCUUCUUUUUUUGCUGUAUGAUUGAUAGGGGUGCCUACAAGGGUGCCUACAAGGGUGCCUACAUAAGGACUAUCUGUAGGCAAAUUAAAAGUUGUUGUAUUCGGACGAAUUAGACCGCGAAACGCUCAAAAACAACAUAUCUCACAUCUUCUCUCCUUCACGUGAUUACUUACUCAUUUACUCACAUUGCCGCACUCUUCUCCAAUGCACAACUCUUCAGCACUCGACAACGAGGAAUCUACGCAGAGUGAUUAUUUGGCGUUAUUGUUGACUUAUGGAACGGGCGACGCGAUUAAGAAGCUGCAAUGUUAUUUGACGCAGGCAUAUCGAGUUCUCAUGGAUGGGGUGCAUGGGCUGCAGUUGGGUAGAGUUUUUUGUUACAACUUGUCAUAGAAAUUUUUCCUCCAUGAAGUAUGAAACUUCUAUGAUCCUUUCUCCCGCGACCUUUUUCUUAAUCAGAGCUAUAUGACAGAUGCAACCUUUCUGAUUUCUGUUCCACGAGUAUCCUCGUCUUAGCAUAAUGAUCAUGCGCCUCACACUUUCACACCAGGUUGGCGGUUUUUGUUGGAUGCUGAGAUUUCCGACUAUUUUGCGGUUACCGCAGUAGAGCGAAAUGUUGGAGGAGCUCCGAGGGCACCGUUCUCAGAGAAGCUAGUGCACUUGACGCGUGAUGAUGUGCCAGAUAUGGCGAGACAUCAGGCUAGACAGUGGCAGAUUAUUGGGCAUAUCAUCACGCUUGUGUCCGAAAAGGUGCGAGGCUUACCUACUAUUACCGAUGGACGAGCCGUCGGCAUCGCUACGGACGGUGUGACCAUAGGUGGCAAAAAAUACGAACAGAUUCGUGUACGAGGACGCUUCUUCGGUGGUGAGCAUCCUUGCACCAUCACUUUGCCACCAGUGAAGAUGAAAACGUUCAAGAAGAAAGAUGUACAACUCAACAUCCGGCGACACAUGAACGUCCAUCGUGAUCCAGCUGCUUACUCGAAACAAAUCAAGGCCACUGUUGCGCAGGGGACUCUGAUGGCCAAAGUGGAAGACCUUUUGAUCGGUGAGCGGUUGUUCAACGAUGUGCGAGCUAGUAUGACGAUCGAUAAAGGAUCAGAGCAACGCGCUUACUACUUACGCAUGUUGCGCCGUGGGUACAAGAUCGUCAUUCGCUUCGAUGCCCAGCACGGCGAGUCGCGG